AUGUAAUCCUCAACAAACCACCUGUGAUUGACUUCAAAGCUCGAUGGCCUGCCUUGUUUGAGUUUUCCCAGGUAUAAUGAACAUUUUAAUCAUGUCUUCUCAUUUUAAUCUGUUUCUCUUGCCCAUGUGCGUCUGUAAUUCUUUUCUCUCUGUAUCUCAUUAUGUUUCUACAUGUUUGUCUCUUGGUCUCUCAGAUUGAGGAGGAAUUCCGCAGGAUCACACUGAAGCCACUUCAGUCCACAUUCCUGGGCAAGUUGGACCAAUACACACCCCAGCUGUUGAGCCUGUACAGGAGGAAGGGUGGAGCCGUUGGGAAGAAACUUGAUGAGACCCUUGACAUGCUGAAUGAGGACAGCAACAUUGAGUCCCGAAGAGAAGUUGUGAUCAGAGGCCUCAUUCUCUACCUUGGUGAAAACACUGGAGAGUUAAUCAAGGACUUCCAGGUUUUCGAUGACGACGAUGCUGCAGCUGUCCAAGAAGCCAUUACUACAUUUGUCCUCGGCAUCUUUGUGGUCAGCAAAGCCAGGGAUGGUCUCCCCAAGCAAGCUGGAAUAGCCAUCGAGGGAGCAGAAGUCCUUUUUGGUAUCCCAGAUGUGGCACAUGCUUGCACCUAUCUGAUGGGCCUUAUCUAUGCCUUGGAACUAAGGUACCCUAAUAAACUGAAAUACACAUUUGAGGUCUUUCAGAAGAUCUUUUUGGAGCUGGAGGAUGCAAACAAAAAAAUGUCCUCCAAAGUCCAUGAUCUCAAAGUCUGUUUGCAUGCUUAA
Scatophagus argus is the source of this 767-nucleotide messenger RNA. RefSeq lists its product as uncharacterized. The record is from RefSeq and is a predicted model, not a curated record. Lineage: Eukaryota; Metazoa; Chordata; Actinopteri; Scatophagidae. The coding region runs from base 162 to 767 and encodes 201 amino acids. The transcript is spliced from 3 exons.